AGCGUGCUACAAAAAUCACCAUCAGCCUGUUUAAAAAUGAACACAAUCAUGAAUUGAAACCUGAGACUUCUGAAUUCAGUAAUAAAUAUCGAGGAUUAACUAAAGAAAUGAUGGAUGAAAUAAAGAUAAUGACUAAACAUAGUAAUCUUUCAAUUACUAAUGAUUUAUUAGAAAAAUUUCCAUUAGCUAAAGAUUAUCUUCUUAGAAGUACUUCACGAGUUGAAGAAAUGAAUGGUAUUAUUAAAAGAACAAUUAGAAGCAAUUCUACUUUAUGUCAACUUGUUGAGUGCUUAGCUGAAUGGCUUAUUACAGAAAUUCAAUGGGGAAGAUUUCAUGAAUAUCGAUCUUCAACUACUAGUUCAAUUUCAGUAUCAAUGGGUGAAGAUCUUUUUCCAUCAAUAGUUGAAACAUUAAAGAA
Funneliformis caledonium is the source of this 418-nucleotide messenger RNA. The record is from the annotation of a GenBank genome assembly. NCBI's taxonomy places the organism in Eukaryota, Fungi, Glomeromycota, Glomeromycetes, Glomerales, Glomeraceae.